Molecule: messenger RNA, 1694 nt
Organism: Notothenia coriiceps (black rockcod)
Lineage: Eukaryota; Metazoa; Chordata; Actinopteri; Perciformes; Nototheniidae
Product: four and a half LIM domains protein 1-like
Exons: 6
Coding region: 133-972 (279 amino acids)
Biological process (GO): muscle organ development
Molecular function (GO): transmembrane transporter binding
Source: RefSeq, a predicted model, not a curated record
GCUUGUGUCGCGCUUGACGCAGAUGGCAGUACUUAAAAACGUGUGAGGGUCUCGUUGAAGCGUCCCACUGUCUGCUUCCAGAGCCCCGCAGUCAUCACCCUGAAUCCGUUGUGAGUCUCCCCCGGAGUGACGAUGGCAGAGAGCUCGAACUGUUUCUACUGUCGGGAGGACCUCGGGGGGAAGAGGUUCGUCCGCAACGAGGGCCGGCCGGUGUGCAUCCGCUGCCACACCAAGUUCUGCGCCAACUCCUGCGCCGAGUGCCGUCGACCCAUCCCUGUGGAAUCAAAGGAGCUCAGCCAUAAGGGCCGGUACUGGCAUGAGGAGUGUUUCCGCUGUGCUAAGUGUUACAAGCCUCUGGCCAAGGAGCCCUUCAGCACUAAAGACGACCGCAUCAUGUGCGGGAAGUGCUGCUCCAGAGAGGACGCGCCACGCUGCCACGGCUGCUAUAAAGCCUUACUGCCCGGCACAGAGAGUGUGGAGUACAAAGGGAACUCGUGGCACGAUGAGUGUUUCACCUGUUUCAACUGUAAACGACCAAUAGGAUCGCUGAGUUUCCUCUCCAAAGGAACUGACGUUUACUGCAGCCCCUGCCAUGACAAGAAGUUUGCCAAACACUGCGUCUGCUGCAAAAAGGCUAUAACUUCUGGAGGAGUGAACUACCAGGACCAGCCGUGGCACAGCCACUGUUUCGUGUGCAGCUCCUGCUCCAAGCCCCUAGCAGGGACCAGUUUCACCAACCACCAGGACCAGGUGUUCUGUGUGGACUGCUACAAGACCUCCGUGGCAAAGAAAUGCAGCGGCUGCCAAAGCCCCAUCACAGGGUUUGGUAAAGGAGUGAACGUGGUGAACUACGAGGGCAGCUCCUGGCACGAAUACUGCUUCAACUGUAAGAAAUGCUCCCUCAGUCUGUCCAACAAGCGCUUCGUGGCCAAGGAGGGAGACAUCCUCUGCGCCGACUGCAGCGAAAAGUAGAGCUGGAGAACGCUGUCUUUGUCUAACCGUGGUUUAAAGUCCUUUUAUAUUUCUUUUAUUAUUACAUUAAGGCCAGAGUCCCCAUUACAAUAUUAUGUUUAUUAUUAAAGUGACCUUUUGGCAGAUUAUGACAGAAACGUUGGGACAAAUUGUGAUUUGUAUCCAUUGUUGAUUGUUUGCUGCAUGCUAAUACAUGAUUAGCCACCUGCAGCUAAAGUAAAUUAGCAGCAGAUACAUUCCUAACUUACCUGAGAUCUUCAAAGUAGAUCUAAUGAUGCUGUAUUUGAGUCUGCCGGUCUUAAGAAACAUGUUAUUAGUUUUUUUAUCUAAACUGAUGGUUGUGAAAGUUGAUACUUUCCCUCAACACAGUGUAUGCUAGCCUAUUAGCAUAAAGCGAGAUGGUAACGUGAUUUUUAAAGCUUUUUAAAGCUUCAUCUUUUUUAAGCACAAAAACACCUGCUUUUGAUAAUGUCAAAUGUGAUAUUUUCCUAUGAUCAAAGUGGUUUUAAAUAAUCAAAAAUUAUUUCUAUAUUUGUAAUUGCUCAUUUACAAUGCAUUGCUAUGCUUAUUGUGUGUUUGAAUAAAAAUAAACGUGUAUGCACUUUUCUUAACCAUUCUCCCUUCAAGUAAAGAGGAAAUAUAAGUAUGAAAUUGGAACAUAUAUUCUAAUUGUAUGCCUUGUUAUGUUGCUAAAAUGAAAUAAACUUUCUAAAAAAACUCUA